UUCCAAGUAUGUCAUCAAUUUCGGUAUCAAUUUCAGUACUCAUAUGGUAUUUGUUUUGCUGAGGGAUGCCAUCUUGUCCAUCUAUCCGCUUCUCCGUCCCUCUCUUAAAUUCUCAAUCUUUCUCAUUGGUUUUUGAUUCACAGCUUCGAAUUUUUCACUAGGGUUCUUCAGUCUUUCUCUUACAAAACUCUGCUUAUUUAAGUAUUCCUACGAACAAACCAGAAGACAAACAAGCUCAUGAUGAUUGAGGUUGUGACCUUUUUGUAAAUGAAUCGCUGGAGACAAUGGUGUUGGUAACUCAUAAACUGCAGAGUUCACAUGUCUUGUUUCCUUGGAGUUCACCAACAUGGACCAAAGGCUUGGUUACGACGGUGCACUUUGCUGGGAGGAAAGAAAAGCAUUUACGAUUGAAAGCAAAGUCUUUGAGGGUUACGUCUUUCAAAGGCGGCUUCCAAAUUAGCGAAUCUGGGGGACGUGAGCGUGGGAAGAAAGCUACUAAUAACAACUCAGUUAAACUAUCUUACCGUUCAGAUGAUAUCGAAAAUAAUGUGGAUAGCUCUUCAAAGUCACAAAACACAUCGGUUUCAUACACCUCGGAAACAGAGGAUUCAAUCACAGGGCAACCUGCUAUUCAGAAGCUGUUCAAGAAAUGGUUAUCACUGUUGCUCACACAAUCACCUAUUCAAGUCAUUGACGAGGCUUUGGAAGGAGAACAUGUUCCACAUACGAAGAAGCUAGAAACUGUAACAGAGAUCCGGAAAACAGAAAGCCUUCAGAGUACAAACAAUAGAUUUUGGACCUGGUUUUGGAGUUUAGACACAGCUAUCAAGAUUCCGUUGCUCUUAUUUGUUCCGGCUUUCCUUGCUUAUAACGCAAUCUAUGGAGCUGAAGUUACAAAGGAGUCAUCUCCUUUGUGGAUUGUUGGACCUUUGAUCGUCGCCUUUUAUAUCAAAACGUUUCAAGGACUAUGUGCACUUUACGCUUUCUGCUUCAACCAAACCACCAAAGUGAUAAGAAACCUACCAUCUUAUUACAUUAUAGCAUACCAUUACAUUUCCCAUGGUAAGCUUAAAGACGACCUGAGAGCUCUAGUGACUCGACCAAUAGUGAACACUGACUACAGAGAGCUCACACGCACCAAACUGAAACAGGUCCAAGAAUGGAUCAUUGAGAGAUACUUGGAUUUUGUUGAAUCUAUAUGGCCUUAUUACUGCAGAACUAUCAGAUUCCUGAAGAGGGCUAACCUCAUUUGAAGCUUUUGAACAUGUAAAACCCUCAAAUUUUAACUUCUCAGUCUCUCUCCUCUAUCUCUAUGAUCUGUAUUUUUUUUUCUCUGUUGUCUUUGGUUUGACCUUUUUGAUUCCUUAAUUUUAGAAAGGCUUUUUCAUGUUUAUGCUGUUGUAUCUGUGUAUAAUGCGACCUUUUAUGAGUUUCUACAAUGAGUUCGUAUACUA
Messenger RNA from Brassica napus (rape), 1454 nucleotides. RefSeq lists its product as uncharacterized. Bases 285 to 1253 code for a protein of 322 amino acids. The record is from RefSeq and is a predicted model, not a curated record. The transcript is spliced from 4 exons. NCBI's taxonomy places the organism in Eukaryota, Viridiplantae, Streptophyta, Magnoliopsida, Brassicales, Brassicaceae.